AUGAAGUACGCCGGAGAGACUGCGUACAUCACUGGUGGUGCGAGCGGGAUCGCUCGUUCGCUCACAGCAGACCUCGCUGCCAAGGGGAUGAAGAUCUUCAUUGCUGAUCGCAAUAUCGAAGCUGCAGAGCAGGUGGCCAAGGAACUGAACUCUGCUGCCGGCUCCCAGGUCGUCUGGCCUGUGCAAGUCGAUGUAGCGGAUUGGGAAUCACAGCGCCGGGGGUUUGAGGCCGCGGUGGCGGAGCUGAACCAUAUCGAUUAUGUCUUUCCCAUCGCUGGCAUCUCCGAAGUCCCCUGGCUUUCAAAGGAAGCCGGCAAAGGAUCUUCCGGGUUUGAGAAGCCCAACCUGGUAGUGUUUGAGGUCAAUGCCUACGGUCCCUUGUACACCACGGCUCUGGCCAUCCAGCAAUUCCGCCGGCAGAAGCUCAACAAGUAUGGCUUUUGCGGCAAGAUAAUCAGCGUCUCCUCUGGUUGUGGCUUUUACUAUAUCCCAACGCUGCCCAUCUACACGACGGCAAAGCAUGGCAUUGUCGGCUUUACGAGAGCAUUUGGAAAGUAUCUGCCCCGGGAGAACAUCACGCUAAACACUAUAUGCCCCAAUAUCGUUGAGACUGGUAUUUCAACGGGGCCAUUUUACGAUAAGGCUAGGGCGAGGGGGCUCCUCAUCACUCUGGAAUCUAUGACAAAGGCUUUUGAUCAUCUCAUGGGCGAGAGCGUUGUGUCGGGAGAGGCCAUAGAGUUAUUGCCUGGGGAUGACGGCUUUAGAGUUAAGGAGGCACCGGAGUUCACCAACGAUAUCGCUAGGGCUGGUGUCGAGCUGGCCACCGCCCCGGACCACAGGGCUUGGAAGCUUCAUGAGCCGAUCCUGAAUUAG
Molecule: messenger RNA, 873 nt
Organism: Thyridium curvatum
Lineage: Eukaryota; Fungi; Ascomycota; Sordariomycetes; Thyridiales; Thyridiaceae
Exons: 5
Coding region: 1-873 (290 amino acids)
Cellular component (GO): cytoplasm
Molecular function (GO): oxidoreductase activity, acting on the CH-OH group of donors, NAD or NADP as acceptor
Source: RefSeq, a predicted model, not a curated record